Molecule: messenger RNA, 1593 nt
Organism: Pseudozyma flocculosa PF-1
Lineage: Eukaryota; Fungi; Basidiomycota; Ustilaginomycetes; Ustilaginales; Ustilaginaceae
Exons: 4
Coding region: 1-1593 (530 amino acids)
Biological process (GO): amino acid transmembrane transport
Cellular component (GO): fungal-type vacuole membrane
Molecular function (GO): L-lysine transmembrane transporter activity; L-histidine transmembrane transporter activity; L-arginine transmembrane transporter activity
Source: RefSeq, a predicted model, not a curated record
AUGGUCGCGGCAUCGUAUGCCACCAACGGUGGCCUCUCUUCGGGCCGUCGAAUGCCCAGCUCGCCCGCAGCCGAGCGCUACCGCGGGGGCGACGGCGGCUGCGACGAGGGCGACGACGCCCUGGACCCGGGACCGCCCCAGGAGCAGGGCAAGGCGAGCCUCGUAUCCUGCAUCAGCAACCUCACCAACACCAUCAUCGGCACCGGCAUGCUGGCGACGCCCGGGGCGUUCCGCUACACCGGCCUCCUCCUCGGCAUGGGGCUGAUAUGCUUUUGCGGCUUUACCGCUGCAUUCGGCCUCUACCUCCUGACGCGGUGCGCCGCCAAGGUGGGCGGCCGUCGCAACAGCUUCUUCAGCAUCGCCAGCCAGACGCUGCCCGGAGGCGCGUGGUGGUUUGACCUGGCCAUCGCCCUCAAAUGCUACGGCGUCUCGAUCUCCUACCUCAUCAUCUGCGGCCAGCUGAUGCCCCAGAUCAUCAUCAGCUUCUUCAAGGCGUUCCACCGCGACGUCCACCAGAUCCCCACCCUCCUCCUCGACCGCUCCUUUUGGAUCUUUGUGCUAAUGGUCAUGCUCAUCCCGCUGUGCUUCCUGCGCCGCCUCGACUCGCUCCGGCACACCAGCUACCUCAGCCUGCUCGCCGUCUUCUACCUGGUCAUCAUCGUCAUCCACUACAGCCUCUCGUCCGACGCCCGCGCCACGCUGCCGCCUGCGGGCGAGGUCCACCUGAUCACCGUCUCGUACCACACCAUCAGCAUCUUCCCCGUCUUUGUCUUUGCAUUCACCUGCGCCCAGAACAUGCUCUCGGUCUACAACGAGCUGUUUGAGAACAGCGAGGCGCGCGUCAACACCGCCAUCGCCGCCUCGAUUGGCACCGGCGGCUUCGUCUACCAGAUCGUCGGCGUGCUGGGGUACCUCGCCUUUGGCUCCAACGUCGGCGACAACAUCAUCACCAUGUACCCGAGCACCAGCCUCUUUGUCUGCUUUGGCCGCGUCUCGAUCGUCGUGCUGACCGUCUUCAGCUACCCGCUGCAGAUCCAUCCUUGCCGAGCGUCGCUGGACAAGGUGCUCUCGCGCUCGUCGCGCAGGCAGGUCCUGUCGGACGCCGCCAGCGCCUCGCUGCUCGCCCAGCCGUCGGUGCCGGCCGAGCCCUACCGCGACGAUGUCGACGACGAGGCCGGAACGAACCCGAGGCUUCAGCCGCGGCAUACCGUGGGCCCCAACCACCGCAACUUUUCCGCCAUCUCGAGGAUGUCGGUCUACGAGGAGGAGACGCCGCUGUGGAAGUGGUGCGCCAUGACGGCCGGCAUCCUCAGCACGACGUUUGUCAUCAGCCUGCUGGUCGACGACCUCUCCAUCAUCCUCGGCUUUGUCGGCUCGGUGGGCUCGACGACCAUCAGCUUCAUCCUGCCCGGCAUCCUCUACUCGUCGCUGUUUGCCGACGAGCCCAACAGCCGGAUGCGAAGGGGCGCCCAGACGCUGGCCGCAUGGGGCUGCUUCGUCCUCGUGGUCGCGCUCUCGGCCAACAUCCACAAGCUCGUCCAGGCGCCCGUGCCGGCCUCGGUGCUGCUCAAGCCGUCGGGUGCAGCGCGAUGA